AAUAACUAUGACUCUGACCUCUUAGGUGCUGAGAAGUGGCUGGAAUGGAGGAAAGAGAUUGAACUGCUUUCUGAUAUAGCCUACUUCAGCCUCACCACUUUGUCAGGUUAUCAAACUCUGGGUGAAGAGUAUGUUAACAUUGUUCAAGUUGACUCAACCAAAAAAAGGGUGCCUUCUUUUCUUCGACGAGCCAUCUUGAUUUCUCUUCACACUGUAGCACCCUAUUGCUUAGAAAAAGGAUUACUGCAUCUGGAACAUGAAUUGCAGACAGAAACUCAUGGGUCUAGAACCCAGCAGAGCAACCCAGCAUGCGGCUUGUUGGAUAGGACCUUAAUACGAAACUGGAUACAGAACCAAGUUGGGGAACUGCCAGAACAGCAGAAAAAAACACUACUACAAAUUGUAUAUGUUCUUAAACAAUGCAUUCCUUUGCUUCGUCGAUUACAUCUGGCAAUAUUCUAUAUAUAUGGCACUUUUUAUCACCUGUCUAAAAGGAUCACAGGAAUCACAUACCUGUAUUUUGGAGGAUUGCAAGGAGAAGAUCAGAGCAUUCGAUCAAGUUACAAGUUUCUUGGAAUAAUUUCACUCUUGCAUCUUCUUCUAACUAUUGGCGUUCAGAUGUACAGCUUCAAACAGAGGCAGAGAGCAAGGCAGGAAUGGAAACUGCACCGCAAUCUAGCUCAUCAGAAAAACGUGACUGAGGAAAAAGCUACUGGGCGCCACUCCCGCUGUACUUUGUGUUUGGAAGAACGGAGACAUGCAACAGCCACCCCCUGUGGCCACCUGUUCUGCUGGGAAUGCAUCACAGAGUGGUGUAAUACCAGAGCAGAAUGUCCACUGUGCAGAGAGAAGUUUCAUCCUCAGAAACUGAUCUACCUACGUCACUAUCAAUAGUAAAGCAAAAUCUUUUCUCUUUCAUGACAAGCACCUCAGGUCUCUUCCCUUUACAAAGUGGCCAUACAGCUUGAGUUAGUCGAAGAACAAGGUUUUAUUAUAAAACUGAUAACUGCCUGUACAAGGUGGCACUCAUUUCUGUUUUACAAAAGAAACCUAUUUCUGGCUUCAGCCCUUCUGUUUCUUGUAACAUGGUUCUUGACCGUAUUAAAAACGCCUCUUUAAAAGGGUGAUUAGGACAAAUGUAAUUCUCUUCCUUCACUUUGGGCAAUGAAAGAUAUACAUCAAAUUCUCAUUCUCUAAAUACAAGUGCGAACAGCGAGUCUUCCAGUCUUUCAUUGCAUACUUAAGGUAUUAGUAAAGUUCUAGGAUUUGUAAGACUCUCUUUUGUAACAUUACAAUGGUCCGUGCUGUAGGCUUCAGGGGGAAAAACGGUAGCUCUACACAAAUUCUUAGUUUAUCUGCAGUGGAAAAUCUGAUGAUAAAUACAUGCCAGGUACCAUUCCAUUUUCACAACAAGUUAACAAUAAAGCAGGUUUCCUUGAUUUCACAAGCUACAUUACUUCCCUUAAAUCAACAGAAGCAACAAAUGCAAGGAGCCCCUUGAAAUGCAGAUUACAGGCUAUUCUAUACACUGAUCUAUUAAUAUUCAGCUUCCAAACUCAAAGCUUUUCUAUCAUUAUUAAAUAUCAAAACUUUUCAUCAAGUAGUCCAGACAUUUAAACUGCAGCAAUGUAACAAGUGUUUCAAAAAAACCUUUAGUACCAUAUACUAAUAGCAAACUAAGGUCAAGGAUAAAACUUUUUGUUAACAGUUUGUUUUGUCUGUGUGUUUUCUACAGUCUAAUGCAAGUAGGGAGAAAGCUUGCUUUAGACAGGAGCCCCAUCUCUGCCUUAUGGCAAUAGGGACUAUUUAUUCUAAACCAGUAUUUUAAGAGUAUAAAUGAGGAGGGAUUCAGCAGCAUAACCUCGCCAAGGUUUAUUUCCAUUUAAUUCACUCAUAAAAGUAUUCAGAGCAGCAGGGAAAAAGAAGAUACUCAAAUGUUAGCAUAUCUUCUCCUCGUUAUUGCAUAAUAGAAAACAUACAACACAUUUAUAUUCUUUAAAUUCAGAUGGGGCAGGAAAUCCAGAUGAUCUGCUUUUUGUGGAUCAUAAGUUACAGUUUCAAUAAGACUUUCACUACUGGCACUGAAUUGGCACCGAACAUGCACGGGGGGUGAGGGGGAAAAUCUGACAGUAAGAGCACUUUUUUUUUUUUUUUUUAAAUGCUGCAGGGGUCCUGGUUAGCUAGUUAACAUUUAAAUACUAAACCAUUACCAUAAAGUCAAUCAAUCAAAUUGUUUAACUUUACAUCAUACAUACAAAUGUAAGGGAAAAAAAAAAAAACAACAACAGUUGCUGAUAGGCAACCAUGCCAAAAUUUCAGCAUUACUUUAUGAAAGACUGAUUUUUCAGAGAUGAAAUACCUUCCCUUUCUUGCAUGAAAAAAAACUUUCAGUACUGACCCACAUGCCUCAAACUGUCAAGGCACAAUGGAAGAAAAAAUGGUCCACAUCAGGACUCAGGUCCACAUCAGUUUUGAGUAGCUAAGGGAAUCACUGCCAGGCAUUUAACUGCAUGUAAAAACAAACGGGAAGUGAUCAGUGAAUAUGAAAUUGCUGUGAAGUUGCCCAGCCAAGUUUAUCAUGCAUUCUGUAAGAAUAAUUUUUAUCACUCAUAAGUGAUACUCAUACCAGUCAUAAGCAGUAAGUCAUAAAGUGAUAAAAAUAGACCAAAGUUUAACAAAAAGCCCUCUGACUCAUCUACCCUCUGCACGCUGAGAAUCAACUAGGGAACUACACUCUGCCUUUGUCCCAAUUUCAACUACAAUUUGUAUUUGAAAACUGUUAGUCCCACUGGAUGUGGAACAGCUAUGCCUGCCUAAGAAUGAGAAGGCAUACACCAGAAGCUCCCACUGAAGAGGGGAAAGAAAAAAGAAAAAAAAAAAAAAUCAAAGGGCAGAAGGCAUUUCUAAUUUGCAACGGCUAUUCUAACACUCCUUUGUCCAACAGGGGUCAUCCCAGUUGCUAAUAUUAAAACCGAUAAAAAUGAACAAUUUCUAUUUUUCCUCCUCGAUUCACUCCAACCAGCCUAAACACAGCUUCUCCAAGUCAGGGCUUUCAGAUUUUUAGGCAAUGAACCGCAAGCAUCCACGACUGGUAAUUUUUAUAAGGCCCCUUCUAGCUACUCUGUUUCCAUAAUUUUAAACUUUUAUGCAUAUUACUAGCUUUCAUAUUCCUAAUUAAAAAAAUAGGCCAAUGUUAACUAAAACUACCUUUCAUUUUUUCCAGGAUUACUGAAGGCUGAAUCACAGGGUUCCAAUUACAUGUAUUUUCAAAAUACAUUUUCCAAUUAGCUGUCUAUUGAAGAUGCCACUGCUCUCCAUUCAGAAUCUUCAAGGGGCUAAUCUUUUCCUAUCUUCUGCAAAUAUAAUGUGAAUGCUCCCUGAAGAGCUAAGAAAAUGUGUUACGUGAAGACAAAUUCUAAGGGCAGCCAUAACUGAAAAGGAUCUAUAAACACCACUGGAUUACUGUAGGUAUAAAAAGAUUAAUAAAGGACAAGAAAGGGGGACACUAUCUUUUAAUAAAUUUUGGAAUUAAAAAGUCACUUAAUAAAACUGCAGUUGUAUCACAUCAAAAAGUUUACAUGCAGGUCAUUUAUCUCUAUAUUUUUCCAUAGAAAAUUAAAAGCUGUGUUAAAACUUGUAAAGUUUGUCUACUAUGGCCAAUUUGGGUAUUCUCUGAAAGGGCUGCAUAAAGUCAACUUAAAUUAACCAAGAAACGCUCAUGUAUUAAAGAAAUGAGACAAAAUAUUCUCCAGCUAAUAACAAUUAAAAUAUAAUAUAUAUUUAUAAUUCCAGGUCCUCAAAAGAAGUCGUGAGAGAUUUUGAACAAAGUUUUGAGUCAUCAAGAAAGAGCCCAAUUCUAGCAUCUGCUAUGAGAUAUCAUGGUGAAACUGGCAUUAAAACCUUACACAAAUGAGUUACCUUAGAAGCCAUACAUAUAUUUUUCCCUGCUGCCAAACCCACAAUUUAACAGAUUUCUUAUUCCUAUUUAUAUAUUUUUUUUCCAUUGUAACUCAGUAAUACCAUGCAUUUAACAAACUGGCUUAAAUUCUGCAUCUAUUAAUGUCUACUAGACUUCUGUAUGAAAACAGCACGUAUCCAUGAAGCAGAAAACAGCAUCAUGUAUGCCACCUUACUUUUUUCCUCCACAUAUGUGCACAGCACUUCAGGGUCACAGUAAGCAGGAGAACUACGUAAAAAUAUCUAACUCUAAGCCAUUAGUCUCUCUCCAGUGUAAUGGCAGCUGCAAUGGACCUU
Molecule: messenger RNA, 4254 nt
Organism: Struthio camelus australis
Lineage: Eukaryota; Metazoa; Chordata; Aves; Struthioniformes; Struthionidae
Source: RefSeq, a predicted model, not a curated record